UGCCGGAAUAAGUACAGAAUAUAGCAGUCUGCGCAUGUACAUCUAUAUGCAUACGAGUUUAUAAUUUAAUGACGGCAUAAAGUUAAUAAUGAUUCAACUCCACUUGAAUUGCUCUUGACUCAAUAAAGUUGUGUGACUUAUAUCAUCGCAUCGUCGUUUUUCAUCGUUCAUAUAAUUAAUACAUACAUACAUAUUAUCGCAUCGUAAAAACACACUUCAACUUUGCUUUAUAUAUUGCAACGCAACCUCGCAAUUUGCUGCACUUUAACCACCGCUCUGACAAUUCCUCCAGUCCCAUCAUCAUCCAUGCGAUGCGACUCUCUCGCCAAUUAGUACAGCAAGUCAAUCGUGACGGACAAAAGUAAAAGUGUCGCUCGAGAAUUGUGAAUUGUGAAAAUUUUUCAUGGAAAUCUUAACGAGCGCUAAACCCUGCGAAAGUGGCCGUGUAUUAAUUUUACAUUUUUUCCAAAACUCCCCGAAACACAUCUGAGUUCUUCUGGCUCAAGCUCAAUUCUUCCUCUCGAAGAAUGAGGACUUUGCGUUUAUAUUUAAUUCCAAUUAUUUUAUUUUAAUAUUUAAUAAUUAAGUGUAAAAGUAAAUUAUUUAUUUAACCAGUCAUUAUUAUUACUAAAGUUGAGUUGGAGUGAGUGAAGGAGAAAAUUAAUAAUCAAAUAAUGAAAUGGGAAUAAUUUAAUUAAAAUAUUUAUGCAACACAUACAUAACAUAAUAUGUAAUAUAACCUUGACUGGAUUUACUUUACAUAACAACACCCUCACGAGUGUGUGGAGUGAGUCAGACAAUACUAAAUUUGAAAUAUGAAAAACUCUAAAGUUACUUAUUACUUGACCAUGCACAAUAAUACUGAAUUUAAAAGCAAUAUAAAGUAAUAAUUAGUAAUCGGUGAACUAAAGACUAAAACAGACAACGCCACCGCCGGAAGUGUGACCUCGGGCGGGGAUUGGUUAUUUGAUGCUGCUACCGUCGGGACCAAGCAGAAGAGGAAUAUCAAGAACCAGUUACGACGAUGGAGGUUGGAACGUUGGAGGAGACGCCGAGUUGGUUGUCAAUUAGGACGAAAGCAAAGAGAUUCACGGCUGCCGUUAGUCUUCAAGUGAAUAAUAAUGAAUCGUCGACUGAUGAUAUGUCCCCAUCGCGAGAGGAGGAGGACGAUGAUGAUGAUGAAGUAGUCGAAGUUGUUGACGGGUCUUUGUCAGCUCAACCAAAGAAGAUGAACCGUAAAUAUCGUCAACAAAUGCCAAAUUCCAAUGUGUCACAUGAAGAAGGGGAAGAAGAUGAUCAUCAUCAUUCUCCAAAAAAGGUUCGCGUAGCCGUUAUCGACGGCUCGUCCAGAUGCACCAGUACAAGCAGUAGCCCAAGUCCUGGCCUGCUUAGUUGUGGGUCCUCUGCAGAGGAUGAUGCAUCGUCAUCAGUGUCAACGUCAACGUUGUCUGCCUUUUCGUCAUCUUCUCCAUCGCCUAAGCAAUUUGCCGUCGGAGGAAUGGAAAUAAUGGCAUUAUCUGGACUACCACCAAGAAGUUACCAGGAUUUGGUAUUUGAAGAUAAUAGGAGAUUAUUAUCCAACAAUCCCGGUGGCGAGAGGAUGAGCAAUACCAGUCACACAACUACAGCAUUAGGCUUUCGCCCUCACAGUCUCAAUGGCAAUAAUUUUCAAGACUUUCGGGAUAGACUGCCUGAGAUUUCUAUAUCUCCGUUGCCAUUGUCCAAUCAAAUUUCUGUCAUCAAGUCCACUCGUAGCUUCCUUCGUGGUGGUCACAAUUUGGAGGAUGAGAGCGAAGAACCACAAGACUUAUCCAUUAAUAAACCAAAGAGAUUUGCAACAACUUCUUCAAUUAGCUGUAACAGUAAUAAUAGUAAUACAACAAACAGUACCGCACUCAACUUCUCAACGCCAAAGCUAAACAUGGACGACGCCAGGGAUGAAUGUGUUCAAGAUUUAUCUCUACGUGUUCCCAGUAAUUCUUUCAAUAAUUCAAAUUCCGCAAUAACAAUAACAACAUCGACGCCCACCAAUAAUCGAACGGGACCAAUAAGUAAUAGGAUGAUUAUUGUCAACUCCUCGACAAAAAAUUUCACUCCCAUUUGUCGAGACCAGAAACAACAACAAAAACCUCAGAAGAAAGUAGCAGUGAAAGUAUCGAGCUUAAUUUUUUCUGAUUCCAAUAAUUCACUUUCACCUUCAAAAUUAAAAUUUGAACAAAGUGAGGAUUCCAAUACAAGUAGCGUCAGCUCGUCGUUACCUAAUAAUUCACAGGUUAUCAGUAGUAGUUCCAACAACUUGACGAACAACGAUGAGGAAGGUGAAAUGGUGAUUGUUGAUGUUUCACCAAGCUUCAAAACUGUCAAUAAUCCAUUAAUUGGCAUAAGUAGUGUUAGUACAACCACCGAUGCCGAUUCACACCCAAAAAAAUUCAUCCAACAACAAUACAUUGCACCAAUACCGGUGGAUACAAAACCCCAAAUAAAUGGAAAAAUGCAUGACACGAAAAAUGAAACUUCAAUGAUCAAAGAAAUAGACACAGAGACUGGGAAUGAUGUGGAAAUUAAUAAGAGUCGUAGAGGAAGAAAACGUAAAGAUGAGGAAGCAAUAGGAACCCGAUUUGAGUGCUUUCUCUGCAAUUUUACUAGUGUAAAGGAAAAUGUAUUAAAAAACCACAUGGUUCGAAUGCAUACGGUGAAAGGAAAUCGUGGAAAUGUCAAGUGCACCGUCUGCGGCUACGCGUGCCCAACACUUGAGGAACUUCGAUCCCAUCAAGAACUUAUUCAUGGACAAGGUAGCAAAGAGGACGGAGGUUCAGGGGGAGUAAGUGGAAGUGGAAACGCGUCAGUCGAAUCCAAAGUUGCUUUCCACGCUUGCCUACAUUGUUCGAAGAAAUUUAGAAGUACUCGCCAAUUGGAAGCACACCUCCGACUUAUUAAACAAAAACUCAAGUGGAAAGAUCUCAAAACUCGACGUAUGAUGUCAUGAAUAUUUUUUUGUCGUCUUCAUUCAUGAUAUUUUCGUGAUCGGUCUAGUAAUUAAGUUUAAAUACCUUACUAUAUAUACUUUGGAACGAAAACGUGUAUAAUAUUCUCAUUUUCAAACAAGCUACUACUCUCCUGAGCAUUUUUUUUGACUGACCUUCUCUAAUCAACUAUGUAAUAAGUAGUACCAAGGUCUGACUUUUGAUAAUUUUUUCUUAUCGAAUCAACAUGUCUACGUUUGCGUACAACAUAAAAUAUUGUUCUUGAAAUUAUCUUGAUGCGAUUAUAUAUUAGUCAACAAAUAUAUAUACACACACACCAGUUAAUUAGAAUAAUAUUUGUCCGUGUUGACUGCAAUAAUUUUAAAAGUCAGCAACUUUAAAUAAUUCACAAUAAAUAUACAUGUUAUAUAUGUAUGUGUAUCAAAUAGUGGUUAAUAAUAAUGUUAAUUUGUAUAUAAUGGUUCCUAAUUACUUUAGCUCAACAUUUUAAACGGCAGCAAAAACGAACGAAUCAAGUUUUUUUUAUUGUUUUUAUGUUUGACUUUUUGGAAUUUUUAUUUUAUCUACCGCACAAAUAGCCAAAAGUUAGUUGUCGAUACACAAUUACCUCAAGGUGUUCUAAUGAAUGACUAGAUUCGUGUGCGAGUCAGUGGAUAAGACUUUUACUCAACUUAUGUAACGAUGGUUGAGUUUAGGGAAAUUGUUGUAUUGAAGACCCUCAAGAUAAAAUCCUUGUAAUAAUUAUGCUUAUGCUACUCUUUACAUAGGAUUAUGUAAAAAGUAAAAGUUGUUCGGAUUGUUUUUUGAGAUUUACAUAUAUUCCACAAUUAUCUUUCAUCAUAAUAAUCCUAUACAUAUUUAAAUAAUUUCAACAACCUCUAAUACCACUCAGGAAGGAUAAGCUAUACCUAAAUAUAUUGCUGAAUGCAUUGUUUUGUUAACAUCAUUGUUGUGUGUCAAGCUGUUUGAUAAUAUUGUAAUUAUUAAUAUUUUUACACCCAAGUAAUUAGCGUGGAAUGUGUAAAAAAGUAAUAAUGGUGGUUUUAACUAACUGAUACCGAUUAGACCUCUUGUCAUAUAUAAAGACUUAAAUACUACUCAUAUUUUACUGUCUGUGUUAAAACAAGUUGCCAGUUUUGUUUGGCACGACUUCCUUGUUUUUGUUAAAUAUUUAGUUUGUUACACUUCGGCUUAUAUUCUAACUUUCAAUUCAUUGACGGCUAUUAUUUUUUCAUGAGUUACCAUUCGCGAAUCUCACUACGUAUGUAAUGAUGACAGUAUAUGCAUAUAGAUGCAUUAUUUCAAAAGAAAUGCGUUUUAUCGGUCCUUGUGAUGCACGUGUAAAGGAAAAUAGUUUACUACCUACCCCACCACGCAUGAAUCACAUCUCGUAUUUCUAAUAAUUCCUACACCAACAUUUCGAAAAUUUCUGGAUUCAAGUACAUUUCCAAAGAGAAAGUUUGCGCUUUAAUGUAUUUAAUUUAUCAAUUCGGAGUUAAUUACUAUCAUCAAUACCAGUUUUAACCAAAUUGUGUUACAAUUAUUGUUAUUUUAAAGUCGUUAAAUAAAUUGGAAGUACAAUAAAAA
This is a messenger RNA of Folsomia candida, 4571 nucleotides long. Its product is annotated as serine-rich adhesin for platelets. Lineage: Eukaryota; Metazoa; Arthropoda; Collembola; Entomobryomorpha; Isotomidae. The transcript has 3 exons. The coding region runs from base 1025 to 2986 and encodes 653 amino acids. The record is from RefSeq and is a predicted model, not a curated record.